Molecule: messenger RNA, 1190 nt
Organism: Vigna radiata var. radiata (mung bean)
Lineage: Eukaryota; Viridiplantae; Streptophyta; Magnoliopsida; Fabales; Fabaceae
Product: aquaporin SIP1-1
Exons: 3
Coding region: 231-974 (247 amino acids)
Biological process (GO): transmembrane transport
Cellular component (GO): membrane
Molecular function (GO): water channel activity
Source: RefSeq, a predicted model, not a curated record
CUGUUUUAUAUUUUGUUGUUGUUGUUUUUCAGUUUAUGGGGCUGAUAAACAUAAUAUUUGAGCGUAUCGAGACAUUUUUAUCGCUCACAUUAUCUAGAUCCGCAACACAAUCAUAGCUUUCGUUUUGUCAAAAGGGAAGAGCCCAAAACAGUGAAGAAAAGAAACUUUGUUGCAACACUGUUGUGCGAUCCAAAAGGUGAAAAGAUCAGGGAUCCAGAAGGGAAGAAAAGAUGGUUAGUGCAAUAAAAGCAGCCACUGGAGAUUUGGUGUUGACUUUCUUGUGGGUCUUCUUUUCCUCCAUGUUGGGGUUGGCCACCGAUGUCAUAACAAAAGCGCUUGAAAUUCAUCAUGUGUCCUACAAUGGUUUUCAUUACGCUGACGCUGUUGUCAUCACUUCGCUCAUCUUUAUCCUCGUUACCAUCUUCACCUUCAUUGCCGAUGCCUUGGGCGGUGCCAGCUUCAACCCCACCGGUAAUGCUUCACUCUACGCCGCUGGUGUUGGUGAUGACACCCUUUUCUCAAUGGCUCUCCGGUUCCCUGCUCAGGUACUGGGUUCAGUGGGUGGUGUUCUGGCUGUUAUGGAGUAUAUGCCAGAGAAAUAUAGGCACUUCAUUGCUGGGCCUUCUUUGAAGGUUAGCUUGCAUACUGGAGCUCUAGCAGAAGGGGUGCUGACAUUUGUGAUCACAUUUCUUGUUCUCCUCAUCAUGAUCAGGGGUCCUCACAGUGGCACCGCAAAGACUUUGUUGCUGGCAAUCUCGACUGUGGUUUUGAUCACUGUUGGUGCUAGUUACACUGGACCAGCUAUGAACCCUGCCUUUGCAUUUGGUUGGGCAUACUUUGAGAAAUGGCACGACAAAUGGGACCACUUCUAUGUAUACUGGAUCUGCCCAUUCGUUGGAUCAAUACUAGCCGCAUGGCUGUUCCGUAUUGUCUUUCCCCCACCACCACCAGUAGAAAAACAGAAGAAAGCCUGAAGAGCUGUACAUUAAGCUCCAUUUCUUGCAUUGAAAACUCCCUUUCUGUUUUUUUAUCUUUAUUUACUUUUUGGCAUAGGCCCUUUUAUAUUCAUCUUGUUUUGUAAUUUCUUAUUCAUUCUCGUUUGUUUUGAAGAUGUUUGGGACUCUAGCUUUCAGCCGUUAGUAUAACAUUUGUAUCAUGAAUAAUAUGAAUUGUAAACAUGUUUCGCAUUA